This is a messenger RNA of Ceratosolen solmsi marchali, 4407 nucleotides long. RefSeq names its product latrophilin Cirl. Gene Ontology annotation, cellular component: plasma membrane. The transcript is spliced from 17 exons. Gene Ontology annotation, molecular function: carbohydrate binding; G protein-coupled receptor activity. Bases 20 to 4018 code for a protein of 1332 amino acids. The record is from RefSeq and is a predicted model, not a curated record. NCBI's taxonomy places the organism in Eukaryota, Metazoa, Arthropoda, Insecta, Hymenoptera, Agaonidae. Gene Ontology annotation, biological process: cell surface receptor signaling pathway; negative regulation of angiogenesis; G protein-coupled receptor signaling pathway.
UCAAAAAUUCAAAGAUAUCAUGGAAUCUCGGAAAGAUCGAUGGAAAAUUUUUUUCCAAGACUUCGUUCUAGCAUGGUUAUGCAUAAGCUCAUCAGUCCUGGCUCGAAACAUAGAACGAUACGAUACAGCAUAUGAAUGCGAAGGAAAGACACUUAGAAUAGAGUGUCGUGAAGGUGAACUUAUCCAUCUUAUUCGAGCCAAUUAUGGAAGAUUUUCAAUAACAAUUUGCAAUGAACAUGGUAAUACUGACUGGAGCGUUAAUUGUAUGUCACCGAAAUCUUUUCGUGUUUUAUAUAACAAGUGUAAUCAACAACAAAACUGCAGUAUUGUGGCGUCGACAUCACAUUUUGGAGAUCCGUGCCCUAACACCUUAAAGUAUCUCGAAGCACAUUAUCAAUGUAUAUCGGCAUCCACGACUACGACAACGACUUGGCGACCAAGUCCGCCAUGGUUGCUAACUUCACAGUCAUCAAUCUGGAGUACGACUUCACCAGGCAACGCAAUCAUAAGUCGGGCUCCUUUUGGAAUAUCGACAUCAGCAACAGCCAGCACUGCUGCUCAGUCAAGUCAGCGACCAGAGAACGGCUUUUCGAUUACUGCUCCCUCGGUAGGCAGUGCCCCAAGGUCAGUACCGCUCUCUCUCUCUUCCAAUAUGCUUUAUACCAUCAAGUCCAACACUUUUAGUAUUAAAAUAAGAACAACGCUGAAAACAUGGACCGAUGGAGAAUUUAUUGAGAAUGAAGAUGAGGCGGAGGAAGAAAAUAUAAUUUCGUUGGUAAAGUCGAAUAGAACACCAGGAUCAACCGUCAUGCACGAAACAACGGUGAAGCCAUCACCACCGCAACAGUCUGAAAUGCCUUUCACCUCGACGAUAGCGCCUUGGAAAACUAGUCAUAGAACGCCAGCAGGAAAUGAUUUAUUGUUGCUUUGCCCGGGACGGUUCGCUCGUAAACUCACAUGGAAUGAGACCCGGCUUGGCGAAGUAGCAGUACAAAAUUGCCCGGGUGGUGCUAAUGGCUUGGCGCGCUGGCAAUGUGUACGAACCGUGUCAUCAGGUUUCGAACGAGCCAUUUGGCAGCGUGAUACUCCUGAUCUUAGUGAAUGUCGUAGUGUUUGGCUGUCUUCACUUGAAAAGCGUGUACAAGAAGGGGAAGUGAUUCUUGGUGUAAGCAGUGAUCUUAGUCAAGUGACGAAUAAUAGUCGUGAACUUUAUGGAGGUGAUAUGCUUAUUACUACCAAGAUCCUUAAAAAUAUGGCUGAUCGAAUGAACCAAGACAUUCAGACUUAUUUGGAUUUGGGACAACGUGAAGUAAGUGUCGCUGAGCUACUACAAGGUGCAGUUACUACUGGUAGUAACCUCUUAGAUAGAGCACAAUCCGCUUCUUGGAAGGAUCUAAGUCAUCGGGAACAAAUGGUUGUUGCAACUUCCCUCCUCAUUGGUCUCGAGGAAAAUGCUUUUUUGAUGGCAAAUCAACUUAAUUAUGAGAAAAACAUCGUACACGAACGCAGAAACAUUUUAAUGGAAGUAAGAGUGUUAGAUGCGCGCAAUCUGAAUAAAGAACUGGAAGUAUUUCCAAAGGAAGCUGGACAACAGCAUAGAUGGACAAAUAUGCAUGAUCGCAUAGAGUUAACUAGAGGUGCCCUAUUAAGAAACAAUAACACAGGUCGCUUCGUUAGGCUUGUUUUUAUGGCAUUCGAUAGGCUCGAAGAAAUUCUUCAGCCUCAGGUAGAGUCUUCGUAUUUUGCCGAAGAAGGAAGCGAAUUCACCUCUUAUUCUUCAUCUAUGAUGCAUGAUAUGAAUGUUAGUCGAAUAUUAAAUAGUAAAGUAAUUUCGGCAUCCCUUGGCAAAGGAAAGCAUGUGCAAUUAACAGAGCCUGUUAUACUUACCUUCCAACACUUGAUGUUUCAAAAUGUGACAAAUCCGAAGUGUGUCUUCUGGGAUUAUGCAAUAAGCGAAUGGUCAGAGGAAGGCUGCAUCAUUCGGAAAAGCAAUGAAACGCAUACGAUAUGUGAAUGCAAUCACCUUACAAACUUCGCUGUUCUUAUGGAUAUUCAUGCAGUGAAACUUGAUGUACAAGAUCAAGUAGCCCUUCAAAUAAUUACCUAUAUUGGCUGCAUUAUUUCAAUUAUCUGCUUAGUGCUUGCAAUAAUCACCUUUCAAUUGUUUCGUGGUCUAAAGUCUGACAGAACAACGAUUCAUAAAAAUCUCUGCGUGUGUCUGCUUAUUGCAGAAGUUCUUUUUAUUUGUGGAAUAGGGCAAACAAAUCAUAAAAUAGUAUGCGGUAUCGUUGCUGGACUCUUGCACUUCUUCUUUUUAUGUGCAUUUGCUUGGAUGUUUCUUGAAGGUUUUCAGUUGUAUGUUAUGCUGAUCGAGGUAUUUGAAGCUGAAAAAUCAAGACUUCGCUGGUAUUAUCUUGUAGCUUAUGGUAUUCCAUUACUCGUUGUUGGAAUAUCUUCUGUGAUUGAUCCACUUAGUUAUGGCACAGAUCGAUAUUGUUGGCUUCGCGCUGACAAUUACUUCAUAUUUAGCUUUGUUGGUCCUGUCAUACUUGUUAUAUUGGCAAAUCUAGUAUUCCUGUCUAUGGCAAUUUAUAUGAUGUGCAGGCAUGCUCACACAACCGUAUCUUUGAAAAGUAAAGAACACUCACGGCUAGCUAGUGCAAGUGGAAAAGAAGAGAAUGCUCUUCUCAACAAAUUACAAUCGCACUUAGCGUGGUUACGAGGAGCAAUUAUGCUAGUGUUUCUUUUGGGUCUUACCUGGACAUUUGGCUUAUUAUACUUAAAUCAAGAAUCUAUAGUUAUGGCGUACAUUUUUACGACAUUAAACAGUUUGCAGGGAUUGUUUAUUUUCAUAUUUCACUGCGUUCAAAAUGAAAAGGUUCGUAAAGAAUAUCGCAAGUUUGUUCGACAACAUUCUUGGCUGCCUAAGUGUUUGAGGUGUUCAAAAGGAUCAACUUCAGGAAUAUCCAAUACAUCAGUCGCUGGUUCUGGAACCAACGCAGGCAAGGACUUUGCUUCACACAAUACCUCUUCAAAUCCCUCAGCCCUGACAACGAACAGCUCUGGAUUAUCAUCACACAUCAAUAGUAAUGUGGGUAUUGGAGCAGCCUUGCAGACGAAAAAUCAGAAUCUUUGCAACAUCGCAACCUCUAACAAUACGAAUCUUUCCAUAAACAUGAAUCUCAACAAUUUAUCGAUAAGAUCACAGUCUCAUCCUCUUGGGGUUCAUCAGAUGCGCGCCAUGGCACCUAGCAACCACAAUAGGCAUCCUUCUAAUCAACAAGCAUUCGUUUACUGUCUCUACUCAAUGCAAGAUCAACAUGAAAAAAACAUUUCUUUUAAAUCACACUCUCGCGAUUCUGGACAAGGUGGAUCUGAACAAGAAGAUAGCCCGCAUGUUUUAGGACAUGUGAGCGGAUAUAGUCAUGGAAUCCAUAACGCGAUGACAUUGCAAGGAUAUUCGCUGCGUGCACGUGAACGAAGACUUCUUAGCGAACUUGAAAUUGGUUCGCGCGCCACUACCGGUCGACGUGCUAAUUCUCCAUACAAUCACACCUAUACAGAAAUUCGAGAACCACGACACCAACAACACCUACAGUGUCAUGGCUAUGGUUUUGGGCUCAGGCAGUUAGCGCAAGACGACCCUGUAUACGAGGAAAUCGAACGUACCGGUACUCAGACUUCCGAUAUGUCUGAUGAAGAUUGUCGACGACAAAGUGAUAUGUCGCGUCAGUCAUCACGUAGUUACGGAGACCAUCGACCUCUCAUACCUUACUCUCCUGCCACCGAUCGUGGCCUCGAUACUACUUGGAUAAUUGAAAAGCACAAGCGUCAUCAGCGGUCAUUUCAAAAUACUGAUCAUCAACAACAAGAAAAACAUCAUCAACAACUGAGGCCGCAAGAUCAUACACGAACGGUUGCUGUCCUCGAUGGUCAUACAGUCGUGUGUCAUCUUCAACCACAAACAGAACUAUUCACAGCUCGAGGUUCAGCACUACCAUCUUACAGCGAGUGCUAGAUUAUUUGAGUGGUUACUGUGAUCAGCCAUCUAUUAGAUUAUCGUUAGCUUGGACGGGUAUCCCUUUCUAACAAUACUUUCUAUUUGUUCUUUUUCAUAACCUUUUUAUAACGUACAUGUAGAUUAGGUAGUCCUACUUUAUUAAUAGUCAUAUUCCACCCAAUCCCUAUGUAUAGCACUGUUUUAAAGUCGAAAUUUUGAAUAAUUUAAAUUCAAUGUAAUUUUUAUAAAUAUGUAAUAAGCAUUUAUGUGCCAGAAUAUGCGAUCGUGCUAAUAUGCAACACAUACAAAUAAUAAAAUUCGAACUUAAAAAAUAUAUUUAUAAAUAUACAUAUCAAUUGCAUACGUAUAUUUACGCAUACCUGGCAUUAAAUUUUUAAUGAAAAAAA